AUGUCUCAGCCAGUAUUCAACGCGCUAAUUCGCACACAUCACAUCACAUCGCGCAAAAAGGUGGGCAAGCUGAGAGACGCAGCUUCAAAUUGCAACAUCUACGCGCUUCUACGCAGUUCAGGCUGUCCUGGCAUCAUGUAUUGCCAAGGUACUGAAUCCGGUGUAAGAGAAUGGGUGUCUGUUGUGCAAAGACUACGAUACAAGGACUUCCAACUGGUGAAAAAGCCUGCUGAAAAAGUGUGUGAGCAUGGGGCAGAGAGAGAAGCCAUUGUUACAAACGGAAAGCUAGAAGAGGUGGAGAGCGUCAAGGAGUACGGCGCAAGAAUGGAGGCAUUGAGAGUUUUGGGGUUGUGGAGGAGAGGCAUGGGAUACAUAAUCGAUGAAGAGAGGAUCUGA
Plenodomus lingam JN3 is the source of this 396-nucleotide messenger RNA. RefSeq lists its product as uncharacterized. Lineage: Eukaryota; Fungi; Ascomycota; Dothideomycetes; Pleosporales; Leptosphaeriaceae. The record is from RefSeq and is a predicted model, not a curated record.